AUGCGUUCGCUCAUGAUUCAGAAGGUCUUCCUCCAUCUGUUAGACGGUACGUCUAUGAAGGGGAGUGUCACUUUUCCCGAAUACUUGCACGUGAACGUAAACGUCUGCUCGAAUUCAAUGCGCAUUUCUCGUGAAAGUGUCAACAUCGACACAGCAUCUGGAGGUACCAACCCAGAGCCAAAUAUUGAGGUCACCGAAUACACUAUCUUUUCCACUGAUCCUACCACUUAUCAGGAAUGGUUGCAGAAAAUUGCCGAGUGGGGAUGGGAUAUGCAAUUUCAGUAA
Molecule: messenger RNA, 285 nt
Organism: Penicillium cataractarum
Lineage: Eukaryota; Fungi; Ascomycota; Eurotiomycetes; Eurotiales; Aspergillaceae
Exons: 1
Coding region: 1-285 (94 amino acids)
Source: RefSeq, a predicted model, not a curated record